Molecule: messenger RNA, 1776 nt
Organism: Euleptes europaea (tarantolino)
Lineage: Eukaryota; Metazoa; Chordata; Lepidosauria; Squamata; Sphaerodactylidae
Gene: CCIN
Product: calicin
Exons: 1
Coding region: 1-1776 (591 amino acids)
Molecular function (GO): protein binding
Source: RefSeq, a predicted model, not a curated record
AUGAGGAUGCAGUUCACAGAAAAGAACCAUAACAACUUCAUGAUGCAGGCCCUGAACAAGCAGAGAAAGAACAAGGAGUUCUGUGACGUGGCCCUCAGCGUGGACCAGAAUGUCUUCUAUGCCCACCUCAACGUCUUGGCGGCUGUGUCCUCCCACAUAAGGAAUCUGAUCAUCAGCAAUGACAUGAAGACAGACGACGAACUCUUCAUCAUCAUUGAUGCCAAGUUCUUGAGCUCUGGCUUGCUAGAGGAGCUGUUGGACUAUUUCUACACUGGGAAGAUUCUCAUUUCUGAGAAGAACGUUGAAGAACUGCUGAAGGGAGCCAAGUAUUUCAAUUCCCAGACCCUCAAGAGCCACUGCUCUGACUUUCUCCUCAGGUCCCUCAGGAAGGACAACAGCCUAUUCUACAUGUACCUGGCUACCACGUACGAGCUGAAAGAGGUGGGGAACGCCGCUUAUGACGGCGUGCGAGACAACUUCCACUACUGGGCCAGCUCGGAGGGCAUUGAAGACAUGAUGUGUUGCCCUCCUCCCAUCUUUGGCAAGCUCCUGAAGGACGAUAACCUUCACGUGCAAAACGAGGACCAGGCCUUCAUGGCUCUCCUUCAGUGGGUGAAGUACAAAACAACUGAAAGGGAGAAAUAUUUUAAGAAGUAUUUUGGCUACAUCCAUUUAACCGCUGUCUCCAGCAAGAUCCUGCUUUCUGCGUGCCGGGAAGUGUUGGUCUUUCAAGAGCACUCCGGUCCCCUGUCCCGGAUAGAGAGCGUUUUGAGCGACCGUAAACACGGAAAUCCCCAAAGCUUGAUGCUCUACCAAAGGAAAGGGGCAUUGGUGGACUCUGUGGUGGUUUUAGGGGGACAAAAAGAGCAAGGUAAGUUCAGCAACAGCGUGUUUGCUUACAUCAUCAACGAAAACAUCUGGCUGAAGCUCACGGAGAUGCCGUACAGAGCGGCUGCUCUCAGCGCAACAUCCUUAGGGAAGUACAUUUACGUCUCUGGAGGAACCACGGAGCAGAUCUCUGGCCUGAAGACAGCCUGGAAGUAUGAUAUGGAUACAAACUCCUGGAUCAAACUUCCAGAUCUGCCCACCGGGCUGGUCUUUCACACCAUGGUGACGUGCGGAGGAGCCGUGUACUCCGUAGGGGGAAGCACGGCGCCAAGAAAGUAUAUUUCGAGUAUCUUCAAGUACGACGAAGGGAAGGAGAAGUGGAUUCUGGCUGGGAAGAUGAGCAUUCCUAUGGAUGCAACUGCACUGAUCACCAAGGGAGACAGGUCCAUUUACAUUGUUACAGGGAGAUGCCUUGUGAAUGGCCAGUUCUCGCGAGUAGGCGUGGUGGACUGCUUUGACAUUCAGACCAGGAACGUGGUGCAGUACAUCACGUUCCCCAUCCAGUUCAACCACAGGCCGCUGCUCUCCUUUCCCAAGGAGAACGUCUUGAGCAUCCAGAGCCACAAAGAGGGUUUGGAGAUCAACCUGCAGAAAAUUAAAAUCUCCAAGCUGACAAACCUCACUCCACUCUUGCCGAAUAACUACAGCCUGGAUCUCUCCCAUGCGGUGUGCUCCGUCGGGAAGAACAAGGUUUUCGUGUGCGGCGGCCUCAUCUGUCCUGGCAACAAACGGCCAGAGGAGUACUCCAUCAAUCGGCGGGCGUACAUGUUAGAUCAAAGUGCCCAGGAAUGGAAGCUGCUCGCGGACCCUCCAGAAGCCUUGGAUUGUCCUGCUUGCUGCACAGCUAAGUUGCCUUGCAAAAUUCUCCAAAAAACUGUAGUCAAUUAA